Carcharodon carcharias (great white shark) is the source of this 2804-nucleotide messenger RNA. RefSeq names its product pleckstrin homology domain containing, family G (with RhoGef domain) member 7 (gene plekhg7). Gene Ontology annotation, biological process: Rho protein signal transduction. Lineage: Eukaryota; Metazoa; Chordata; Chondrichthyes; Lamniformes; Lamnidae. The coding region runs from base 265 to 2676 and encodes 803 amino acids. The transcript is spliced from 18 exons. Gene Ontology annotation, molecular function: guanyl-nucleotide exchange factor activity. The record is from RefSeq and is a predicted model, not a curated record.
GAACACGUCUUCUAUUGUUCAAAUAGUAUCAUGGUAUCUUUUACCUAUGCUGGAGAGGGUCAACAGGGCCUCAGUCACAUCUCAUCCAAAAGACGGCACCUCUGACAAUGCAGCAUUCCCUCCAUUCUGCACUAAAAAGCCAGCCUAGAUUAAAUUCUCAAAGUCUCGGAGUGGGGCUAGAACCUUCAAGCUUCUGACUCAGAGAUGACUGUGCCACCACUGAACAAAGCUGAUACUGAGGUUAGGCUCAAAAAGCGAUAAUUCAUGGAAGUCAAUGUGCAAAACCUGCAUGCUGGGGCCUCCCUGGAAAUGGGGGACCAAGGGGGUGAAGUGGUGGAUUUAGAUGGCGAUGAAGAUACCGUUGAAGAAAAUAAUUCUUUGAAAGAGAAUCUUUGUGCCUGGAAGCAUGACACUGAGGUCCGGACAAGUCCAUUUCAAAUGGAAGACAAAGAGGGUGAAUGCAUCAAAAGUUUGGUACACAAAAAAACACUGCCCACCUUUAAAUAUUCCUGCUCCCCGGACCUAGAGAUUUCCCAAAGUCCCUGCUUUCAGUUUGACAGGUUAGCUCCUGCCAGGGUCUCCUUGUCUCCAUCUCUUCGGAGGAUGGGGAGAAACAUGUUGGUGCCACCAGCUUCGCAGGAACUCAGGAGGGCGGGGAAGCGAUUCAAAGACACUGAAGAGCACACCUCUGACAGUGACUCCUCUGUGCCAUCAGAUAACUUACAGAGUCCACAUCCUGCAUCUGAUCCAUCCUUAGAUAGCCAAAGACCUUUAAGUAAGGAGACUCCAGCACAACUACAGCAACAACAAGACGCUGUGCAAAGUGCGGAAGGCCUGUUAGCUGUAAACCAGCAAAAGAGUGAUCAUGUUGGGGGUGCAGAGAUCACCCCCCAUACAGAGAAAGACACUCCUCUAUGGGCAAGACGAGGAGUUGACUGCAAGUUUGGUUUAUUGGAUAAUCUUCAGCAGACGAUCCAAGAAGGACAGCCUGAGAGUUACAGGUGCUUGUCUCAUCGUCGGCGCAGCUCUUUAGUUGUUUGUUUACCUGGGCUGGAGAUAUUUCCUGGGGAUUUAUUAAUUUCUGAUGGCACUGAGCAUCUUUCUCGUACAGCGUCAACACUCACUCUCAGUACAGAAUCCAAGAAGUCAAAAUGGCCCUUCACAAAACGAGGAAUGAGUAAAGUGAAACAAAAGCAAAUAUCGGACCUGGAAAACCUUCUAGUAUCACUUGAGAUCGGGGACUGCACAGAUCAUGGCUUCCAACAGUACAAGGAUAAAAGCUGGACGUAUGUUAUGAAGAUCCAGAAGUUUAACCCAGAGACCAGGGCUGAGCAGAAGGAAAAGAAGCUACAGCAGGCCAUGUGGGAGAUCUUCACAAGUGAAUGUACCUACUUUUGCGACAGGUUAUUGGUGAUGGAGGAGGUCUUCCUGAAUACAUUGAAACAUCUACAGAGUAGAGGAUGGCUUCUGGACGUUGAUUCUUGGAGACUGUUUGCGAACCUCAGGAAACUCUCCAAGGUAAGCUUUGAUUUCUUGACCAGUCUCCUGGAUGUAAUUCAGAACUCUUGGAAGCUAUCAUCACUCGUUGCUGUGUUGUCAAAGUUUCAGGAGCUUGUGUGCCACAGCCAUCAGAAGUAUUGCCUGAAUUAUGCUUCAGCUAAUCUCUACCUCAAUAACCUGAAGUCAAGGGAGGACUUUGGAAUCUUUCUUAAAUGGUGUGAACAGAAUGAGCAGUGCAAGCGACUGCACUUGUCCGACCUGCUGGUCUCUCCCCUGCAGAGGUUGACGAGGUACCCGUUACUCCUGAGAGGCAUUUGGAAGAGAAGCACAGACGCAGCAGAGAAACAGAGUGUCCAAACGAUCAUCAAACAGGUGGACAAUUCGAUAUGUGACCUUGAGGGGAAGGUGAAGUGGUUGGAAAGCUUUCAGAAAUUCCAGCAGAUUCAAGAGAUGAUUGUUUGGCCACCAAUCUGGGAAAGAAAUAAAGUGUUCCUACCUGAGGCCAGUUCUGGGUUAAUGGAAAUAAACGAGUGUGGGAGAUUAGAUCAUGUUGCCAUGGCUUUGCUGCUUCCUCCUGUAUUGAUUUUGCAAUCGUUUACCUCAUUCCAGGGGAGAGCUGUCACCUUAAAAAGAAAGAUGAGUCUUCGACAUCUGCUCAAAGAUAACAUGGCAGAAGGUCUCCUCUCACCAGCUAACAGACAGCUUUUAUAUGAAGGACGAUUAAGUCUCGCAGGGACCACGAAAUCUCUGGAUGUACAUCUGUUCCUUUUUGAUGAUUUACUUUUAAUCACAAAGGUUAAAAACGCUAAAAAGAAACCAGGAGCCUUAGAUACUGGGCUCCGAAGUCCUUCACCCAAUCCUGAAUUACACGGAAUGGGAAGAGAUGGAACUGUGUGUUCUGUACUUGAUCAACCAAUUGCCCUGGACAGAUUAGUACUGAAGAACAUUGAUCCAUUCCAUUCAGCAGGCUGUGGACUACACAAUGCUUUCUUAGUAAUACAUCAAAACAGAUAUCAGCAAUGUAUAGGAAUCUUCACACUUCAAGCACCUUCAGAAGCUGUUAAGAAAACUUGGAUGUCACACAUCGAGACUGCAGUAACUGCCUACAGGAACAUUUUAGACCCCCCACGACCUUCCCUGAGGAGAUUAUCAGUGAAUGAAUCAUCUGAAAUUUAACUCCCCCCGGACAUCUGUUAAACUUGCAAAAGCCCUGAUCUUAGUCUAAACAGACCAAUCAGAAACUCAACAGAUUGUUGGGCCAGCGCACUUUGAAGAAAUCUACCUCCUUUAUUCGAUUUUAAAAU